Phyllopteryx taeniolatus (common seadragon) is the source of this 2275-nucleotide messenger RNA. Its product is annotated as fibrinogen C domain-containing protein 1-like. The record is from RefSeq and is a predicted model, not a curated record. The coding region runs from base 670 to 2007 and encodes 445 amino acids. The transcript has 9 exons. NCBI's taxonomy places the organism in Eukaryota, Metazoa, Chordata, Actinopteri, Syngnathiformes, Syngnathidae.
UGCGGGACGGACACGAUGAGGGGGACGCGCGCCACCUCCGCUUUUGUUGUGAAACUUCAGCACGCGCCAUCCGGCCCGCCGGCACAUGGUCGCCAUUGAGUGUCUCCAUGGCAACACGGCACACAGCUCUUUUUUGACACAAGCGCAUCUGUUACGAGGGUUAAACUGGGUUAAUAGGAUUCUCUUUUGACGACCCGAACCCUAACCUCAUGAUGACUCGGAUUGAUAUUCAGGAUUUAUGAUUCAUGAUGAUGAUGACAGUUGUUUACGAUGGUUAGGGUUCGGAUUCUUGAUUCUUAUGAUUGUUACGGUAUUCAUAGGGCUGUUCUUCGUGAUUGUGAUUGAUGAAGAUCAUGAUUGUUAUUCUUAUUCUGUUUGGGAUUAGGACUGCGAUGAAGGGAAAAUGGUGCGCGCGCGCGUGUGUGUGUGUGUGUGUGUGUGUGCCGGCGGGACAUGUAAGUGUCCAGGCCGGUGACACGUUGCUCUCGUUAAUCUGCGCCUCUCGAGUCAAAUCUGCACAGAUUGCGAGCUAAUCUGAGCAGAUUGACUUGAGAGCGGCAGAUUCUCUCUCUGUGCGUGUGUCUGUUGCCAUGACGACGUGACACUUUUUCAGCGGGCAACGGGUCAGAUCGAUCAUCUUAGUCUGGGUCAUCGGCAAGGACUGACAGGAUGAUGCUGACUGACAGCUGGACCGUGAUGAACAACAGCAGCUCGGAGCUGGACGCCAAACGCACAAACAAGCGCAAGAAAUGCUGCGGCUUCCUUUUGUGGGCGGUGCCGCUGGUCGCCGUGGUAGCGGUCGUCACGGCGACGCUCACCCUGGUCUACGUCAAACGCUACCCUCUGCCCUUCAUCACCAGAGACCAAGCGUCCUCGUCUUCUCCCGUCAUCUCCAUCGAUCCCAAAGAGUCGGGCGCCACGGUGACGGUGUCGCAGGCGGGCGACGGCAUCCUCCUGGACCCCGAGUGCCCGGACCCCGCCCGCAACUUCGAGCGCUGGGAGGCGCUGCGCAACUCGCUCGUUCGAGCGCUGAGCACGCGCCACGCCGAAGACCGGCAGGAGGCGAGACGCGCACGCACGCUGGCCGACGAGGUGGAGGCCGCGGUGGGACAUGCGCGUGACCUCGCGCGCCAAGCGCAGGCCCUGAAAAGCGGCCAAGGGAUUCUGGAACAGAGACUGGAACACCUGCAGAACCAGCAGAACCGCAUCGCUCAGGUACUGUCGGACGAGCAAGCGGGGGUCCUCAAGCUCAGUUCAGCUUUGACUGAUUCCCUGUCCAGCCUGCAGAGGGAGACAGAGAGUCUGAGCAGACUGCACCGAGAGAAACACACAGCUCUCACGCCCAGAGACUGCAGCGAGGUCAUGGCGGCGGGAAAUUCCCGAGAUGGAGUUUAUUCCGUCUUCCCGGUCCACGAGCCCGACGGCUUCACGGUCUUCUGCGACUUGAGCACGGACGCGGGAGGCUGGACCGUGAUCCAGAGGAGACAGGACGGCUCUGUGAAUUUCUUUCGCGGUUGGGCCGCAUAUCGAGACGGCUUUGGAACAACAACAGGAGAGCACUGGCUAGGCCUGCAGAGGAUUUCCGCUCUGACACGCUCAGGCGGUUACGAGUUGCGAAUCGACAUGGCCGACUUUGAAAACGCGACAGCCUUCGCGCAUUACGCCGAAUUCUCCGUGGGCCGAGACUCGGUCAACCCCGAAGAGGACGGAUACCCGCUCACGGUGGACCGCUACUCGGGAACCGCAGGUGAUUCGCUCCUGAAGCAUUCCGGGAUGCAGUUCACCACCAAAGACCGCGACCGGGACCAGUCGGAGAACAACUGCGCUACGUACUACCAGGGCGCCUGGUGGUACCGCAACUGUCAUACGUCCAACCUGAACGGGCAGUACCUAGGCGGAGGCCACGCAUCUUACGCCGACGGCGUGGAGUGGUCCAGUUGGACUGGCUGGCAGUAUUCUCUGAGAUUCACCGAAAUGAAGAUCCGGCCCAGGCCCAAACCCAACUGACCGUCCAUCCCGUGCAAUGGCUCGGAUAAACCAAAUGUUGUUGCACUAUUAACAUCAGCAAAGGCAUUUUUUCAGCUUUCGAAGAGCGACAGCAGUCCAAUUGCUGCCCUUCAUUUCCACCACGUUAAGUCAUCUUUUGUUCAGUUAGCACGUUAUUUAUUGCAUGUAAAAGUGUUUAGGGAUUGCUCUAUAGACAACCACAUAAAAUGACAUGAAUAUGUUGACUGUAGGACUUGUGGAUUUAUCAUUAAAGACUUUUCGAUUCAAA